This is a messenger RNA of Rhopilema esculentum, 2054 nucleotides long. Its product is annotated as S-adenosylmethionine decarboxylase proenzyme. Gene Ontology annotation, molecular function: adenosylmethionine decarboxylase activity. NCBI's taxonomy places the organism in Eukaryota, Metazoa, Cnidaria, Scyphozoa, Rhizostomeae, Rhizostomatidae. Gene Ontology annotation, biological process: spermidine biosynthetic process; spermine biosynthetic process. Gene Ontology annotation, cellular component: cytosol. The record is from RefSeq and is a predicted model, not a curated record.
CCAGAUAGGCCCUUUCAACUUUACGGCAAUGUAUCUAGGAGGUGUCCCUUCUUACAUCAAGAGAUUUCCACCCUAACAUCUGCUAAACCCCAUUUAGACCUGUUUGAUUGAAUGAUGCCCUAGCAUUUGCUAAAGUUUGUUUCUGCUUAUCGCCGUCAACGUUGCACAGUUGUUAAUCGAAGUACACAGACCUUCCCAAGGAGCAGCUUUCAGGCACAGCCAUUUUGGUGGCCAGCACCAGGCCGAUCUCAAUUCAACAUGUUGUUGCACAGUCUAGAGCAAAUGGAGUUCUUCGAAGGAACUGAAAAGCUGCUUGAAAUUUGGUUCAAAAUACCAGAUUUUUGUGAUUCAAAAUCUGGAUUGAGAAAGAUUCCAAGCGAAGAAUACAAAAAACUUGUCACUUACUGCAAUGCAGAAGUCGUGAAGGCUUCAAAGAAUGAACAUAUUGAUUCCUAUGUAUUAAGCGAAAGCAGCUUAUUUGUUGCUAAAGAUCACAUAGUGUUGAAAACUUGUGGGAAAACAAAAGUUUUGAACUGCGUGGAACCUUUGCUUCAUCUUGCAAAGAAGUACUUGAAGGUUAAUGACAUUCAGAAUAUGUUCUACUCUAGAAGAGUUUAUCUCAGACCAGAUUUGCAGGAAGAGGAAUACCAAAAUUUUGAUCAGGAGAUGAAGCUCUUACAGACAUUUUUUCCAAGUGGCGCAUUCCACAAAUUUGGGAAAGAGAAGGGUGAGGAAUGGUACUUGUAUACAACAGACCACCUCUCUGAGCACUCAGAUGAUCCAGAUGUGACCUUAGAAAUUUUGAUGUCAGAGCUUGAUAAGGAAAAAAUGGAACAGUUUACAAAAUCCCAUCCAGAUGUCGAUGACAAGAAAGUGACCUAUGAAUCAGGGAUUGCUGAUAUUAUUCCUGGCUCAGUCCAUGAUGGUGUUCUCUUUGAUCCAUGUGGUUAUUCUAUGAAUGGUCUCAGUGGUGACUCAUACUCAACAAUACAUGUUACCCCUCAGCCCCAUUGCUCUUAUGUCAGCUACGAAACCAACAUCCAGCUGGAGAAUUAUGACAGGCUUGUCACCAAGGUACUAGAGACCUUUAAGCCUGGAAAGUUCAUUGUCACAUUGAUCGCAAACGAGCGCUCCAAGUGUGGCUCUGCUUCUUCAGCUGUGAAGAAAAUUCACCCAAAAGGCUACAAACGUGUUGAUCUUGAAGAGGCCGCCCUGCGAAACUACUCAGUUGUCUAUGGACAUUAUCGAAAAUAUUAACUUUUGAAAUAUGCCCUUAACUUUUGAUUUUUUUCAUUUACAAAUAUAUAUAUAUGAUUAAUCAAAUUUUUUCCUUUUACGCUUUUGAUGUUGGUUACUUGGAAACCUUCCGAUAAGAUGCUAAAAAGGCACAAAAGCAAGCAUGCACCAGCCAGUCUGGAGAUUUGCAUUUCAUGUCUGAGAUUUUCAUGAUGUAUUUAUGUAGUUUAAGUAACCGACAAGUCGAAAUUGGUUCCAUAUUUUGAAAUUGACCUUCUUAUUAAAGAAAUCUCUCGUCGUUCCUGGUUCAUUCAAGUACCGGAACGCUCUCAUAACUUUCCUAUUCAUACAGUACUUAUCCCUAAGUUCUCAUCCUUAUUUUUAAGGUUUCAUAAAGAAAUCCUUGUUUCUUAAUUGUCAGAAGUUCUCGACUCUAAAAAGAUGAUAAAUUACAUACUGAACAUGCAAAAUUUGUUAUUCCCCUUCAGACAACUCGAAUUGUUUUAGUGAUUUAUAUUCCCCUUGCACCUUCUCAAAUACGCUGGAACCACCGAAAACUCGAAAAGUUUCACCAUUUUCUUGGAGAUGAUCGAGUUAUCGGGACUUAACUGUAUUUAAUAUUGCGAAAAGUGGCCACUUUGUAAACUUAAUUCACAAACCUUGUGUUCCUUCUACUUUGAUUGUACUAACUGUCUACACGUGCCGGCGAGAUUAUAUUUAAGUUGCAUAAAUGCACAAGUUCUUUAUAUUUUAUGUGACGCAUUUGCGACAUAAAUUGAGUGGGAUUCUUGGCGUUAAAUAUAUGCAAUGUGGAACAA